GGCGGUGUAAACAAACCGGCAUGGUUUCAUUUAUAUAGACUGUUUGAGUGUUUGAUUUGAAAAUGAUCGGGUUAUAUGCCGAGAAAAAGACUCAGUUGUCCAGUUUAAGUUUAUUACUAUAUUUUCCUGAAGGGUCUGGUAGUGAUACUAAAUUAUCUGAGAUAUCUAUAAAAGAUAAUACUGUUAGUAUCGAACAACAUGAUUCAAUUGUUAGCUUUCUACUAGAUCAGACCACAAUGUUACCCUCAUCAUGUCGUGGUUUACUAGUUAAUUCUCACGAUGAACUACAGUUAACCAUACAAUACCUAGAUACCAACACUAACAGUAAAACAACCAGAGAACAUCUUUCUGAUAGAUUUACAACCCAAACUAAACUAAUAGAGGAGAUAACUCAAUGUGGUAAUAAUGUUUAUUGUUGUGGUUGUGGACAGAAGUUAUUCAAUGAUCACAAUAAGUUUAAUAGAAUACUGCCUUUACCAUCAGAAAACUGGUCAGAUUUUGCUGAUAUGUGGUUUUGUCACAAGCAUGAAGAAGAGCACCAUGAUAAGGAUUCCAGACCAAAUGGUUUAAAACCAAAGCCGAAUGACUGUUUAGUUGGUACAACCUAUAUAUUAAUAAAUAGUAACCAUAUAAAAACAGACAGUGUUAGUUAUAAUAACACAGAAGUGGUCUGUAAUCGAUGUGGAAAUUGUAUUGGUAAGGGAAGUAACUCCAGUAAAUCAGAAAAGGAAGCAGACAAUAUUAAAAGAAUCUAUCUACAUGCUGUCAUGUUUUUAUCACCCACAAAAAAAAUACAGAAUCUACUUUUAUCGUCUACAAGCCAAAAAGAAAGGUUAGAGAAUUAUCUAAGUCAGUUGAUUUUAGAAGAAAGUCGUUUAUUUACAAGUUUUAGAUUUAUUGUAAAGUCAAGUGAUUCCCAGGGUAAAUCAGUACAAAUAUUGUUGUGGUUAUUAGAUGAAUAUGUGGAAGUUUUCCAGUGUCAGAGCUCUAAUAAAAUAAACCAAGUAACAUCAAUACCCUCAGUUAAAGUAUUAUAUAGAUGUAUUCUAUCUACUAGAGGUUGUAGAGUGGAAGACAAAGCUAUCUAUAAAUUAUGGGAACGAGACAACAGUGUUCAUCUAAUAGACUUGCCUUACACACUAUCAUUACAUCUGAUAUCAUUAUUAAUAUCUAGUUCUAAACACUUACCAUUCUCUACUAGACAACUUAAUGGUUUUAAUGUUGGCUUGUUGCAGUUACAAAAGACCUGAUACAUUCUUGUCACAAGGAAAAGGUUUGAAACAAAUCGAAAGAAGAAAAACAUGGUGUUUGAGAAAAUGUUUUUAUUGAUGCAAAAGUGAUAAUGUCAUAUACUCUUAUUAAAGAUAAUAAAUUCAGUUAUUCAAAAGU
Lottia gigantea (owl limpet) is the source of this 1389-nucleotide messenger RNA. RefSeq lists its product as hypothetical. Gene Ontology annotation, molecular function: cyclin binding; ubiquitin conjugating enzyme binding; ubiquitin protein ligase activity. Bases 63 to 1250 code for a protein of 395 amino acids. The transcript is spliced from 8 exons. Gene Ontology annotation, biological process: protein monoubiquitination; proteasome-mediated ubiquitin-dependent protein catabolic process; protein polyubiquitination. NCBI's taxonomy places the organism in Eukaryota, Metazoa, Mollusca, Gastropoda, Lottiidae. The record is from RefSeq and is a predicted model, not a curated record. Gene Ontology annotation, cellular component: nucleus; ubiquitin ligase complex; cytosol.